AUGGCUUGUGUAAAUGCAGUUUUUGUGGCAUCAUAUACAGAUACAGGCUUUACUACUGGAGAUUUGGAAGGCUCCAAGGAGCUUUAUGCUCUGGGUGGCUCUGUCCAAAAGACUGAGAUCAAGCUCCAAAAUUGGAUCAAGGCAAACUGGGACGUGUUUGCCGAUGAUUUCAAAAUAGCAACAGCCGUGCUGUCUAGACUCAAAGGACCUGUAGUGGGUCAAUACACCCAAGUUAGACUCCAAGAAUGCUACACCGCUGGUCACUGGCCUACCUGGGACAAUCUCAAAGUAGAGAUCAAAAAAUAUUUCAAACCCGAAGCUGAGCAUGACAGGGCACAUCAGCAAAUCUGUUCCUUCAAACAAGGAAAUAUGAGGACAGAUGACUUCAUAACCCAGUUCAUGGCCGUCUCCAUCCAAGGAGGUCUUGGAAAUGGAAAUGCUGUAGAAUUGUUAGAACACAAUGUGUCACAAGCCAUUGUACAACAACUCUAUCUGCAGGACAUGAGAAACAAGAAUCUCUUAGCAGCUGCAGAAGAGGUCCGCAUAAUCAGGAGAGCUCUGGAGCUUGACCAAAUGCAAUUCGGUGGCGGGUUCACCACCAAAAACAGUUAUUCCCAGAGGUGCCCUGGGUCAUCAAACCAAAAUCAAAGUCAUUCUCAUGGGUUUAAGCUGUUUGGGCUGCCAUAA
Molecule: messenger RNA, 687 nt
Organism: Serpula lacrymans var. lacrymans S7.9
Lineage: Eukaryota; Fungi; Basidiomycota; Agaricomycetes; Boletales; Serpulaceae
Exons: 3
Coding region: 1-687 (228 amino acids)
Source: RefSeq, a predicted model, not a curated record